AUGCCUGUAGAUCCGAAUGUUAAUGACGAAAACAUAGCUCAACUUGAUCCUGUUGCUCCUGCUGUUGAUUCUGUUGAUUAUGUAUCCUCCGAAGAUCUAAAACCCCUUUCUGACCCUGAUGUCAAGUUCCAGGGCCUAAUUGAAGGACUGGAAUCCAAGGAUUGGCUGAAGAUUUGUGAUUCGUUAAAUGAUGUUAGGCGGAUGGUUGAAGACUGGCCCCAUGUCUCCCUUAUCCCUCGCUUUGACACAGACUCGGCGAUGAAGAAUCCAAGAAGCGCUUUGUGCAAAACUUCUAUCAUGGCUGCUUCUGAUAUUUUCAAAUCAUAUGAUCCGAAUGUUAAUGACGAAAGCAUAGCUCAUCUUGAUCAUGUUGCUCCUGCUGUUGAUUAUGUUGAUUAUGUCUCCUCUGAAGAUCUAAAACCCCUUUCUGACCCUGAUGUCAAGUUCCAGUUACACAUGUGUCUUAGUUCCAUGAAAACUGAUGAAUAUGAGUAUAUGACUAGGGUUGUCAACAUAGAAGGGGAAAAGGUUUUGUUGGUUUUAGUGAAGGCGAUGAAGAAUCCAAGAAGCGCUUUGUGCAAAACUUCUAUCAUGGCUGCUUCUGAUAUUUUCAAAUCAUAUGGUGAUAAGUUGCUUGAGUCCAUAACCCGUGAUGCUGUUGACCACAUGGUGGAGCAUGUGAAUGCUUUAGCAUCUGAACUAGCAACCACAACAACAAACGAAUGUUUCAAGAUUAAUCAGUGCAAAGAUCUGUUGUCAAUAUUCACACACAUGGAGGGAAAAGGUUUUGUUGGUUUUAGUGAAGACGAUGAAGAAUCCAAGAAGCGCUUUGUGCAAAACUUCUAUCAUGGCUGCUUCUGA
Lactuca virosa is the source of this 861-nucleotide messenger RNA. The record is from the annotation of a GenBank genome assembly. NCBI's taxonomy places the organism in Eukaryota, Viridiplantae, Streptophyta, Magnoliopsida, Asterales, Asteraceae.